UCGUAGGAUAUGAGUUCGAUUCUGAUUAAGAUGAGAUCCGAUUUUCUUAAAAUAUAUUUUAAAUAAAAGAUUAUUGUUUUGUUUCUCAAAUUUUCUACAACAAUUCGUCGAUUCCCAUUUCCUUUUCCCACUGCAACCGCCAACCCCCAGAUCCACCUCCACCAAAACACCUCCCAUCCGCCAUUAACAAACCUUAGAGUUCUUCCCCCCAAAUGACGACUUACGGAACAAUACCCACUUCCCAAUCUCCAGACCCUCCAUUAACAAACUUCGAAUUCAUCUCACGCGCUAAAAACAAGAUUCAAUCAACUCUCACAUCUCGUCGUCCAUGGAACCUCUUCUUUUCUCUUUCCUCUCUAUCUCUCCCUUCAUCCAUUAACGAAUCCCUUCUUCGAAUGAAAACAAACCUCUCUUUUUUCCGCAUGAACUACGCCAUAAUCGCUCUUAUAAUCCUCUUCACCUCUCUCUUAUGGCACCCAGUUUCUCUCAUCGUCUUUCUCAUAACAAUGUCUGCUUGGCUUUUCCUCUACUUCCUCCGUGAUUCCCCUUUAAUUCUUCUAGGUCGUAGUGUCGAUGAUAAGAUUGUCCUCGCUUUUCUCGCUGCUUUAACAAUUGGGUUUCUGCUUUUCACUGAUGUUACAACAAAUAUCGUGGCGGCCAUAUCGAUUUCUUUGGGGGUUAUUUUGUUGCACGGGACGUUUAGAAUGACGGAGGAUCUGCCAUUAAUGGGUGGAUUUGAGGAUGAGAGUGGUACACGGGUUUCAUAUACCCGUACUACUGGUGGAUUGGGUGAACGCCUUCCGUUAAAAGAUACGGCGUCGUCUUCUUUCUCGGCGUCAUGAUUGAACCUUCUUCUCGGCGUGUAAUCUGAAAUUGUAAUGUUUCAUGUAAGUUUACUUUCUUUACUUGCUUCAAUUUCUGCUACUGAUUUGUGCAAUUGUCAAUUUUUUUAGGGAGAUAUAGGUAAUGUAAUUUCGAUUCCCUUUAUUUUUUCUGGUUCGAAAUUUUGAUUUGUAUGUUGAAUUACUGAGGGCAAUUUGGAAAUGAUUUUUGCCUAAUUUGAUUUGUAUGAAAUUCGGUUGUUGGUUUA
Molecule: messenger RNA, 1090 nt
Organism: Amaranthus tricolor (Joseph's coat)
Lineage: Eukaryota; Viridiplantae; Streptophyta; Magnoliopsida; Caryophyllales; Amaranthaceae
Product: PRA1 family protein F3-like
Exons: 1
Coding region: 213-842 (209 amino acids)
Biological process (GO): vesicle-mediated transport
Cellular component (GO): Golgi apparatus; endoplasmic reticulum
Source: RefSeq, a predicted model, not a curated record